AUGGGUAGACUUAUGAGCAAAAAAGCAAAAAAGAUGUCUUCGACAACUGAAAGCAAGAAACUGAAGCGAAGUAAAGCUAAGAAACUGGAAACAAAACUCAAAAAGACGAAUUUCGUCCCAUCCGAUAUUUCACCUAUCCAGAAAAAGAAAAAUGCUCGCGUCGUUGAUAAGACUGAGAAUCAACUUGUGACAAAUAAACCAAAAAGUCGUCAUAUCCCCAGCAUUAAAAGCAAGGACGAGCUUAAAGAAGCCUCCAGUGAAAGUGAUUUUGAACAAAUCGAGGCGGACUGGAAUGCAGACGACCAAACAGAUAACGACGAGAAGCACAAUUGCUCAAGUAUUUCAAUCAUACAGUAUGCUGCACAUUAA
Messenger RNA from Trichobilharzia szidati, 369 nucleotides. Lineage: Eukaryota; Metazoa; Platyhelminthes; Trematoda; Strigeidida; Schistosomatidae. The record is from the annotation of a GenBank genome assembly.